AAAAAACCGUUAGUCAUUUUUGGCAGUCAACUACUAGUCGUUGCGAAGCCAAGAGAGGAGAGAACUUCAGUUAAUUUCAUACAUUAUUUUUGUUUUAUUACCUCGAAUAAUCAACGAAAAUGCGUGAGUGUAUCUCCAUCCACGUCGGUCAAGCUGGUGUCCAGAUUGGGAAUGCUUGCUGGGAGCUCUACUGCUUGGAGCAUGGAAUCCAGCCGGACGGCCAGAUGCCCAGCGACAAGACCAUCGGAGGUGGAGACGAUUCAUUCAACACCUUUUUCAGCGAGACCGGAGCUGGGAAGCACGUGCCAAGAGCCGUUUUUGUGGAUCUGGAGCCAACUGUCGUAGAUGAGGUACGCACUGGCACCUACCGUCAGCUGUUCCACCCUGAGCAGCUCAUCACCGGGAAGGAGGAUGCUGCCAACAACUACGCCCGCGGCCACUACACCAUUGGCAAAGAAAUCGUCGACCUGGUUCUGGACCGCGUCCGCAAACUGUCGGAUCAGUGCACAGGUCUUCAGGGAUUCCUGAUCUUCCACAGCUUCGGCGGUGGAACCGGGUCUGGCUUUGCCUCUCUGCUGAUGGAGAGGUUGUCUGUGGAUUAUGGCAAGAAGUCCAAACUCGAGUUUGCCAUUUACCCUGCACCUCAGGUGUCCACUGCUGUGGUGGAGCCCUACAACUCCAUCCUGACCACCCACACCACCCUGGAGCACUCCGACUGCGCCUUCAUGGUGGACAAUGAAGCCAUCUACGACAUCUGCAGGCGUAACCUGGACAUCGAGCGCCCCACCUACACCAACCUCAACAGGCUGAUUGGCCAGAUCGUCUCAUCCAUCACCGCCUCUCUGCGCUUCGACGGUGCCCUGAACGUGGAUCUGACCGAGUUCCAGACCAACCUGGUGCCCUACCCCCGUAUCCACUUCCCCCUGGUCACCUACGCCCCAGUCAUCUCUGCCGAGAAGGCCUACCAUGAGCAGCUGUCUGUGGCCGAGAUCACUAACGCUUGCUUUGAGCCAGCCAACCAGAUGGUGAAGUGCGACCCCCGUCACGGCAAGUACAUGGCCUGCUGCAUGCUGUACCGUGGAGAUGUGGUGCCCAAGGACGUCAACGCCGCCAUCGCCACCAUCAAGACCAAGAGGACCAUCCAGUUCGUGGACUGGUGCCCAACUGGCUUCAAGGUCGGUAUCAACUACCAGCCCCCCACUGUCGUGCCUGGAGGUGACCUGGCCAAGGUGCAGAGGGCCGUGUGCAUGUUGAGCAACACCACCGCCAUUGCUGAGGCCUGGGCUCGUCUGGACCACAAGUUUGACCUGAUGUACGCCAAGCGUGCCUUUGUUCACUGGUACGUAGGAGAGGGUAUGGAGGAGGGCGAGUUCUCUGAGGCCCGUGAGGAUCUGGCUGCCCUGGAGAAGGAUUAUGAGGAGGUCGGCGUCGACUCUGUGGAGGGAGAAGCCGAGGAGGGAGAGGAGUACUAGAUAAAAAACACUUUGAGUCUUGCCAAUAAAAUGUCCCAUUUACUUUUCA
Messenger RNA from Engraulis encrasicolus (European anchovy), 1521 nucleotides. RefSeq names its product tubulin, alpha 7 like (gene tuba7l). Gene Ontology annotation, molecular function: structural constituent of cytoskeleton; GTP binding. The transcript is spliced from 6 exons. Bases 120 to 1472 code for a protein of 450 amino acids. Gene Ontology annotation, cellular component: cytoplasm; microtubule. The record is from RefSeq and is a predicted model, not a curated record. NCBI's taxonomy places the organism in Eukaryota, Metazoa, Chordata, Actinopteri, Clupeiformes, Engraulidae. Gene Ontology annotation, biological process: mitotic cell cycle; microtubule cytoskeleton organization.